Molecule: messenger RNA, 4503 nt
Organism: Culex quinquefasciatus (southern house mosquito)
Lineage: Eukaryota; Metazoa; Arthropoda; Insecta; Diptera; Culicidae
Exons: 6
Coding region: 1-4503 (1500 amino acids)
Biological process (GO): proteolysis
Molecular function (GO): nucleic acid binding; aspartic-type endopeptidase activity
Source: RefSeq, a predicted model, not a curated record
AUGGAUCAAGAGCGGUUGAAGUCCCUCACCAGCAAGCGAGAAGUCAUCCUCGCGAAGGUGAAGUGGGAGCUGUCCGUCGCGAAAGCCAUCAAAACCCGCAACCCGUCCCUCGGCGAAGUGGCGGAACGGCGGGACAAGUUGACCGGCCUCGCUCAGUGUUUUGACGACGUACAGACUGAGAUCGAGGAGGCCACGCCGAACCUGGAGGAGGUGGUCACGGUGUUCAACCACCGAAUCCUGUUCGAGGACGCCUACUUCCAGAUCAAGGACAUCUACACGGAGUAUUUGGACCAGCAUGUGGAGGAGCCGGAAGUUAGGCCGGAAGACCGGCAGGACGAUCUGCGAGACGCCGUCAAGGCGCUCCUUGAAUCCCAGCAGCAGAUGCUGCUCGCGCAGUGCCAAAAACCACCACCACAAACGCUGGCGCUAGCGGCGGGGAGCCAGGUAUCGAACCCGGUACCCCAUAACGUCGUCAAGCUGCCACAAAUCGACAUUCCGAACCGUACCGACCUGCGGGAUUCGGUAAAGAUGCAGUACCUGUUCUCCUACCUGGACGGUGAAGCGAAGGGGAAAGUCGACUCGUUCUCGAUCAACGAUGGCAACUACCGUGAGGCGUGGGACGCACUCGUGACCUACUAUGACAAACACAAAUACACGGUGUUUGCCCUCGUCCGGGAGUUUGUCGACCAGCAACCAGUCACCAACGCCAAGGAAUUGAAGCACCUCGUGGCCACAUCUGAUGACGUCGUCCGCCAGUUGAAGGCCCUAGGACGGGAGUACGAGUCACGGGAUCCGUGGCUUAUCCACUUGCUGCUGGAGAAGGUGGAUCGAGAGACGCGCUCACUGUGGGCGCAGAAGAUCAUCACCGUGGAGAACCCGACUUUUGCAAACUUCCAAGAGUUCCUGGAGCAGCGGUGUGACGCGUUGGAGACGUGCUCGGCGUUCAGCAAGAAGACGGGCCCUGAAGUUUCGAAGAAGGAGUCUCAAAAGCCAACCCAAAGGAAAGUGCAAGCGUUCCACACGAGCGCUGCUGUGAGCUGCGCGAAAUGCAGUAAAGAUCACCCGACGUAUCACUGCGACCUGUUCAAGGCCAUGGACGUGGCCGGACGGCGGGAGUUAGUGCUCUCCAAAAAGCUGUGCUUCAACUGUCUGAAGCCGCUCCACACGGCGAACAAGUGUCCGUCGAAGUCAACGUGCCGUACGCCCGAUUGUAAGCAGCGACAUCACACGACGCUGUGCCAGCAGCGGCAGCAGCACAGUCAGGAACCGGAGAAGGCUGACCGCGACCAUCCUCCACGCCAACCUGAAGAGACGGAGGAGGCCUCGUCGGUCUCGGCCAACGCAGCUCAAGCCAAGGCAACCAAGUACGAACCGUCGUCGGUGGCACUGCUGCCCACGGUGAUCGCCAACCUGGAAGGGAAGGACGGGAAGUUGCACCAGGUGCGAUGUCUCGUCGACAGCGGAUCACAAGCGUCGCUGAUUACGGAGGCAUGUGUCAAGCGCAUUGGGCUGAAGCGCACGAACGCCUCCCUGGAAGUCACCGGAGUGAACGGAGAAGUCGUCGGCACCACGGCCGGUGCAGUCACGCUGGUGAUGUCUUCGCGUUUCGACGGAGAGACCAAGCUCACCACGCAAGCCUACGUGUUGGGAAGGCUGACGGCAACCCUGCCCAACCAGCGCUUCAACGUAGCAGACCUGCCCUUCCUGGAGGGGCUGGAGUUAGCGGAUCCGAGCUUCAACAGUCCAGGCGAGAUGGACGUUAUUCUCGGAGCAGAUGUCUUCCUGUCCAUCCUACAAGCCGGACAGGUCAAGAAUCGCCAAGGAAUCCCCGUGGCCCAGCGUUCCAUCUUUGGGUGGAUGGUAUCGGGGAAGAUCUCCCAGCCGUGUCGCACAAGCAGUCACCAUGCAGUUCUCAACGUCGCCCAGGAGUUUGACAUCGACCGCACCUUGCGGUUGUUCUGGGAGGACCAGGAGAUCCCUGAAGCAACCAAGCGCCUGCGGGCCAUGGAACGCAAGUUCCAACGGGAUCCCAACUUCAAGGAACGGUACGUUGCCUUCAUGCGCGAGUACCAGAAGCUGGGCCACAUGGAGGAAAUUCCCGAGACGGAGGUUCAAGCAGACUGCACCAAGUCCUACUAUCUCCCACACCACGGGGUCGUGAAGGAGGACAGCUCCACGACCAAACUCCGGGUCGUUUUCGACGGCUCUUGCGCCACCACGACCGGGGUCUCACUAAACGACCUACUCUUGAACGCACCCAACGUCAACGCAGAUCUCUUCGAUGUCUGGGUGCACCGCGACGACACGGACUAUCAGCGCAUCGUCUGGAGAGAGUCGCCCGACGAACCGAUCCGGCACUUUCGUCUGCUGACCGUAACGUACGGGCUGAAGAACUCCGGGUUCCUGGCGAUGUCAGCGCUCAAGAAAGCAGCAGAGGACUUCGAGCAGCAUUACCCUGGGGCUGCUGAGCGGAUCAAGGAACACACGUACGUGGACGACCUGGUCUCCGGUGCAGAUUCGGCGGCAGAAGCAGCGCGGUUGGUGGAGCAGAUCGACGAGAUUGCUGGUAAGGCCGGCUUCACUCUCCGCAAGUGGUGCUCCAACGUGGACGAAACGCUUCUACCACUCGCCGACGUGAAGAACGCAGCGGUGCCAAUCCAGUUCCCCGACGAACGCAACGCCAUCAAGGCGCUGGGGAUCCACUGGUUGCCGCAAGAGGAUGCGUUCACCUUCAAGGUCAACAUGAAAACGGAUGGACCAAACACGAAGCACCAGUUGCUGUCCGACUCGGCGAAGCUGUUCGACCCCAUCGGAUGGCUGGCGCCAGUGACAGUGCGAGCGAAGAUCCUGUUUCAACAGUGUUGGCUGUACGACAUGAAUUGGCACGACCCGCUGCCCGCCGCGGUCGAGCAAAUGUGGAUCGAGUUUAAGGAGAACCUGCCGCGCCUGGAGCAGGUCAAGAUACCAAGGUGGAUGUCGAGCUACAACGGACGCGUCGAGCUACACGGCUUCUCGGACGCCUCCGAGGAAGCCUACUCUGCCGUCGUCUACAUCCGAACGUUCAACGAGAUUGACGGUGCCUACGUCAACUUAGUCGCGGCCAAAACGAAGGUCGCACCAAUCCGGCAGGUUUCACUACCUCGGCUGGAGUUGAACGGAGCGUGGCUCCUAGCAAGGUUGAUGAAACGGGUGGCCAAGGCGUUCGAGCGGUUCAAGGUGGAGAUGUUUGCGUACACAGAUUCAACGAUCGUUCUGCACCAACUUGCUAUCCACCCGCGCAAACUUGACACGUACGUGGCCAACAGAACGGCAUCGAUCCUGGAGGUACUGCCACGGUCUCGCUGGUUCCACGUCAAGUCAGAAGAGAAUCCAGCCGACUGUGCCUCCCGUGGAAUCUCACCGGCGGAACUGGUCAAUCAUCCCUUGUGGUGGUUCGGCCCGCCGUGGCUGAAGGCACAUGCGUCAACCUGGAAGCAUGAGAUGCCUGACGAGGAAUUCGACGAAGCAACGCUGGAGACUACCAAAACCACGUACGAAGAGGAGAAGCAGAUUCUUGAGAAGCGUUCUUCACUGCUUGGAGCGUGCCGACAGCUGUCACGGGUCAACCGGUUCCUCUACAACCUGCGACCGGGAAACAAGGAGAAGCGUUCCGGUUCGAUCGCCCCGGCUGAGCUGCACAGCGCGCGAAUGCAGUUCGUAAGGCUGGCUCAGCACGACGUCUUCCAGAAGGAGAUCAAAACCCUCGCCGCGGGUCGCGAGGUUUCACCGAAGUCGAAGAUUGCCAACCUGUACCCGUUCCUGGACGGCGAUGGAACGCUCCGAAUUGGCGGUCGUUUGCAGCAGUCGUCCCUACCGUUCGAGGUCAAGCACCCGGUGAUUCUUCCUAAGGUUCAUCAAUUCACGAAGCUGCUGGUGGAGGAGCUCCACUCGCAGAACUGCCACGCCGGACCGUCGCUCUUGACUGCUACGGUCAACCAACGCUAUUGGAUUCAAGGCUGCCAAUCGGUAAUCAAGCAGGUGAUUCACAACUGUGUGAGGUGCCGUCGUCUGAAGGCCAAGACGGCGCAGCAGCUGAUGGGCAGCCUCCCUGCAGCUCGAGUCACGGCGUGCCGGCCAUUCACUCACGUGGGGGUGGACUACGCCGGGCCCAUACAAGUGCGCUGCAGCAACACCCGAGGAACACGCUGCCGUACACCUGAGGCGGUCAGCGACCUCACGUCGCAGGGAUUCAUUUCCGCACUCAAGAGGAUGAUCGCACGUCGCGGUUACUGUUGCGAAAUCUGGUCGGACAACGGCACAAAUCUGGUUGGUGCGGACCGACUGCUGCAGGAGAUCUACGAAGCGAUUAUGGCACACAGCAAGGAAGCCGAGCAAUUCCUCUGCAAUCUCGGCAUCAAGUGGAAGUUUAUUCCGCCGGCCAGCCCUCACCAGGGUGGCAUCUGGGAAGCAGCCGUCAAAAGUGCCAAGAGCCUGCUGCGUCCAGUCGUUGGGAACGAAAACUGA